Molecule: messenger RNA, 2250 nt
Organism: Laccaria bicolor S238N-H82
Lineage: Eukaryota; Fungi; Basidiomycota; Agaricomycetes; Agaricales; Hydnangiaceae
Product: glycosyltransferase family 32 protein
Exons: 5
Coding region: 1-2250 (749 amino acids)
Biological process (GO): maturation of SSU-rRNA from tricistronic rRNA transcript (SSU-rRNA, 5.8S rRNA, LSU-rRNA)
Cellular component (GO): small-subunit processome; nucleolus
Source: RefSeq, a predicted model, not a curated record
AUGAACAACGAGCUGCCAAGUCAUUCUUCUGCCAUUGAGGAGAAGCUUGAACGGCACCGAUCACACCCUUCCGCUUGGACACGUCCUCUCCUUCUUCCCAUUCCCGGUGUUAGAACACGGCGGCUGCGUAUUUUAGUGCCUAAUGCUGGUCCGUUCAACCCUCUCCAUGCCGCGCGUUUCAGGAGGAGGCGAGGGCCACUGCUUGUCGGUCUUGCUUGCGUAGCCGUCUUCUUCACUGUCAUUUUAAUGUCGAAAAGCUUUGGAGGCUCAGAUUGGAGCGAACAAUACAGUUCGACAGGAGAACCGCCGACGCUCGUGUUUAGGCGUGAGGAUUUGCAGAGGAUAUGGAAGUGGGAGGUCGCGAGUGGACAUUAUCCCAGUCAUGACCCCAUACCUUUGCAAAUUGGAAUGACUGAGACCGUCGUUAACCCUGCUCUACCACCCCGGCCACCGAGCAUAAAACCCUCGCGAUACCGCUCCCCGGGCGCGGUCGACGUGGUUACGGAAACUCUUGGGUCAGGCGCCAACCGCGUAUACCUUGACAUUCAAAGUCAGCCCCCAAAUGUUGCAUAUCCUCCGCGGCCGGUACCUGGAAGUGUUGCAGACAUGGAUGAGAUUAUGAAGCACUGUCAUUUUUCACAAGGAAAGUAUGUACGAGAUUGCCUAGAAGUUCUCCGAAUUGGGGGCGGAUUGGACAACGGUGAACGCAUGAGACGGGACAACUUGGACGAUUGGAAGUACAUAUACCUCGAACAACCAAAUAAUUCUACAGCAACGAUUGUCAUCCCUCCUCGACAGCCCUCCGCCCAACGGCCAGCAGUAGCGAAAAAGAAGGGCGAGGUUGACCCUGACGAAGGCCUGGUCAAAAAACGUGGGGCAGAAUGGGAACCUCAGGUCGUUCUAUCCUCCCCACUCCGUCACCGACCUGCGUCAACGUUGCCUCAACCAUGCGAUCCAGAAAACCCCCGCGUAUACCAUAUGUUCUGGACUGGACCAUUCACCGAUAAGCCCUAUCUUGCCCUCAUGUCAUUCCUUUAUACCCAAAACACGGGCAUUCACCUGCGCGAUUGGCCUUCCGAUGCCAAAGUUUGCCGUCCUCAAUUUUGGAUGUGGAUCAACCCAGGCCCAGCUGCAGCGGUGCCCAACCCCUCGGCCGUCCGUGACAUGUUCACUAUGCUCAAGAAUAGCCCAUGGGCCGCACCGUUCCUCCAUCCUCGCUUCAAGGAUGUCAUUCAAUUCAAACUGUGGAACACCACUGAGCAGCUUGACGGCAUUCCCGAGAUCAAGGAUGAGUGGAGAGCAUUGCAGGAAAGCUUGUUCAACUCUGGCGGUCACAUCAUCAGCGUCAAGAAAAAGAAUGUUACUGCGACAAGUUCGGGCGCUGCAGCCAAUGCCACCUCAUCAACGGAUGAAGACGACCUGGAAAGCCGAUUAGGAUCCAAGUCGUCCUCUUCAUACGACAGACUCUCCGUCAUCCUCUCAGACAUGGCUCGUUUCGUCCUCUGCCAUCGAUUCGGAGGCAUAUAUCUCGAUGCUGAUACCAUCCUCCUUCGUGACUGGGAAGAACUGUGGGGCUGGAAGGGCGCUUUUGCCUACCGUUGGUCACGGUUGGAGAAAUAUAACACGGCAGUGCUGCGCAUGAACAAGAACUCUGCCUUGGGAACUUUCCUCUUCCGCACGGCGCUGAAGAACGGACUCGAUUUCCACCCUAUGACAGUGUCACGUUAUGCUGCUGAUGCCCAUCUUGAGGGUCUGCUUUUACGGCUUCCUGACGCGAUGUUUGAUUCCGCCUGGCUCAAUACCGAAAACUUCCAACGGGACCGACCACCACAACCUUAUUUCACCGAAUUUGGUGACUUCUUCGAUACCCCAGUACAAAAUAGUGCUGCACCCCAGGCUCUUGGAUUCCAUGGGUUCUUCCGGGGUGCUUAUUCAUACCACUUCCACAACUUUUGGUGGAAACCCUUUGACCCAGCUCGCAACUUCCCUGAUCUAGGCCCCCGUUUCAAGGACGGCGAGGACCAAGCCAAAGCAGCACUCAGGAGAGCUGCGUUGGCUGAGAAAGCUGCUGCUGCUGCUUCCUUGAGAGGGAAAACCGCAACGGACGAUGUUGUUUCACCGCUACAAGAUCUGCCAGUGUCUGUUGGUGACAAGCGAGAUUUGGACUGGUCGACGGUGCUUAAAAGGACAUUCGAAGCGUAUAUACGCGGGGAACGUCCGAAUAUGUAUGGAGAGUGGUUGGCGUGGUGA